This is a messenger RNA of Macadamia integrifolia, 1589 nucleotides long. RefSeq names its product transcription factor MYBC1-like. Gene Ontology annotation, biological process: regulation of DNA-templated transcription. Gene Ontology annotation, molecular function: DNA binding; DNA-binding transcription factor activity. Gene Ontology annotation, cellular component: nucleus. Bases 387 to 1244 code for a protein of 285 amino acids. The transcript is spliced from 2 exons. The record is from RefSeq and is a predicted model, not a curated record. Lineage: Eukaryota; Viridiplantae; Streptophyta; Magnoliopsida; Proteales; Proteaceae.
AACAAUGAAGGAAUCAUCACAGUAGUAGCUCAAACCUCCCAAGGAUUUUUCAUAAACUCAAAGCCUAAUCUGUAAUUCCACACACAGUGUGGACAACCCAGCAUCCCUUAAAACCCGGAAAACAUUGAAAAAGAAAAUGGAAAGAAAGGAAUCAGCAUAAACAGUCCCAACUCCCAAAUAUAAAAACCUGUAAGAAAAGCUAAAAACAAGAUCCACCUCGAACACCUCUCCUUCUCUCUCUCCUAUCUUGUCUCCUACUCCUCUCCCCAACGAUAACAGCAGGAGCAGCGGCAGCAGAAGAAGAUCAAUUAAAAGCCAAGCUGUGUAGAAUUCAAGGUUACCCAUUUCAAAUCCAUGAACAGAUUAUAAAACCCAACACCCAAAUAAUGAAAGAAGAAGAACCCAAUUGGUUCUCUCGAUGGGAAGAAGAGCUCCCUUCCCCAGACGAGCUUACGCCCCUUUCUCAAACCCUAAUCACCCCUGACCUUGCUCUUGCCUUCGACAUUCGAAACUCUAAUUCCCCUCAAGCUCCACCCCCUCCACCACCACCUCCUCCCUCUUCUCAACCCCCCUCUGCCGACUUCGACUCGGCCGAGUUAGGGUCCGCCACCGCCGGAGAUGAGCCAGCUCGGACCCUGAAGCGGCCUCGCCUGGUAUGGACACCUCAGCUCCAUAAGCGCUUCGUUGAUGCAGUUGCCCAUCUCGGGAUCAAGAACGCAGUCCCCAAGACGAUAAUGCAGUUGAUGAGUGUUGAUGGGUUGACUCGGGAGAACGUCGCGAGUCACUUGCAGAAGUAUAGGCUUUACCUCAAGCGGAUGCAGGGGCUGUCUGCGGGUAACGGUGCUGGAGGUGGUGCAGCGGGAUUGUCCCCCACUGACUCUGCAACAGAUCAUUUGUUUGCGAGCUCUCCGGUUCCAAGACAGCUCUUGCAUCCCGGCCCUCCGGGAUCAGAUCACUUCUUGCCGUUCGUGCCCGUAACGGCGUUUCCGCAGCAUCACCAGCAACAGAUGGCAGCGGCAGCUUUAGCGGUGCAGCAGCAGCAAUUUCAUCAGAGGCAGAUGGGGCAUUUUGGGUCGCCGCCGGGAGGGCAAUUCGAUCACGGGUUUUUUUCGCGGCCGGCUGUGAAUAGGAUGGGUGCGGCAAUGCCAGCGCAACCGCCAGCGUAUGUAGAGGAUUUGGAGUCUGCAACAGGUGGAGGCGGUGGAAGGAAGGUUCUUACUCUGUUUCCUACUGGGGAUGAUUGAAGGCCGUUGAUGGUGGUAGAGGAUGCAGUACAGAUUUAAGAAUGCUUUGGAGUGGGUUGGUGUCCAUGUCAUAAUCAUAAGCUACUAAGUUUCAGGGAAGUUCUAUCGUAACUUGUGUGUAAUCUCAUUCUAAAACCUUGGUUUUAAUUUCUUAUUGGUAGAGGAGAGGGAUUUGAACCAUGGCAUUCUUUCUAGUUGUUGUAAAUUGUGUGAUUAGGAGACCCCCUAUACUAGGGGGAACUUUUCAGGAAAUUCUGAUGCUAUUUCAAUUUCAAGUGUAAUUCAGUGCUCUAAGAACAUCAGUUGUAAUGUGAAUUUUCUAAAUUUAUCAGUUUAUUCACUCUC